This is a messenger RNA of Paramecium pentaurelia, 461 nucleotides long. NCBI's taxonomy places the organism in Eukaryota, Ciliophora, Oligohymenophorea, Peniculida, Parameciidae. The record is from the annotation of a GenBank genome assembly.
AUGAAACUACAUUAAUGUUAAACCAACCAACCCAAUAAUGAUAUGAUCUUUGGUCAUAGAAUUGGUACCAAGAAGAUAAUUGCAGAUAAAUAAUAAAAAGUAAAUUAUUAUAUAACCAAUUUAGGUAAUCAAACAUAUUAGAUAAUUACCCAGAAGCAAAGAAGAUAAUUAUUUUCAUGAAGCCAUUAAAGCUAAUGAAUAAUAUGACCUUUUUCUUGAAAAGUAUCUAUUUAUCUUAUCAUCUAUCUAGGAUGAAUACUUUUAAGAUCCAAUAAGCAUUGAUUUAAACUAAAUAACGAUUUUAGGAUGAUAAUAAAUUUGCCAAUCUUUUAGAAUAUGUUCCUGAAGAAAAAGCAAACGAUAAAAAAAUUAAAAAAGAACUUGAAUCUUAUAUUGAUAGAUAUGUUACUAUGAAAAAAGGACCUGCUCCAAGACAUCCAUAAUUUUAUUAUUUUAUUUGA